UGGAUGGCAGUGUAGUUACAACAAGUUGUUUGACUACGAACGAAUUAACGAUGCUGAUGUUGGAUUAGAUUAGAGAGAGAACCUCCUUCUCAUCUCACGUAUACAAUUUCCAAUACCUACAUAGAUUAUUUACAACGUCUACAUUUCUUGACAUUUUUAUAGAAAUUGUGUGAAAUGUUGAAAAUAAAGCCGUGUCUGUGGGUGGGGUCACCUAUUCACGAAACCGUGAAAAGAUCGAUAUGUUCUCUACGUCGUCAGUGCUCCAGUUCUUCUCAGCCCCCCAAAAAGACGGCGUUGUACGACUUUCAUGUUGCGCAACAGGGUAAAAUGGUCCCCUUUGCGGGGUAUCUGAUGCCCGUACAUUACACACCUCUCUCCAUCACCCAGUCCCAUCUCCACACCAGGCUCCACUCCUCCAUUUUCGAUGUUUCACACAUGUUGCAAUCCGAAGUGCAUGGGAAGGACAGGAUCGAGUUCAUGGAGAGUUUGGUCACUGGGGACAUUGGGACUCUCCCCGCAGGUCAGGGUUCACUCACCCUCUUCACCAAAAAAGAGAAUGGAGGGAUCAUUGAUGAUCUCAUAGUGAGCAAUGCGAAAGAGGGUCAUUUGUACGUCGUCUCUAACGCUGGCUGUCGAGACAAGGACAUUCCCCUCAUGCAGGCGGCGGAGAAAGAGUUUCAAGGGCGAGGGAAGGACGUCAAGCUCGUGUUGAGGGAUGACCUCUCGCUGAUUGCCGUACAGGGACCCUCUGCCGCAAAAGCACUCCAACCCCUCGUCAGCAUCGACCUCUCCAAGUUAUACUUUAUGAACACCAGCAUAGGAGAAGUUGCCGGGGUGGCUGGAUGCAGGAUCACGCGAUGUGGCUACACAGGCGAAGAUGGCGUCGAAAUUUCAGUCCCCUCCGAAAAAAUAGUUCAUGUUGUCAAUGCCCUCUUGGCGUCAAAGGUAGGCAACGUUCAACUGGCAGGAUUGGGAGCCAGGGACUCGCUCAGACUGGAAGCAGGCCUUUGUUUGUAUGGAAAUGACAUGGAUGAAAGCACGACGCCCGUGGAGGCAGCUCUGACCUGGCUCAUCGGGAAGCAACGACGAGCGAGACAGGACUUUCCUGGGGCGUCCAUUAUCAUGGAGCAGGUAAAAGAUGGGAGCAAGGUGGGUCGUCGACGAGUGGGGCUAAGGACGCCUGAUGGACCUCCUCCUCGCUCUCACAUGGAGAUUCAAUCGUUGGCUGGGGAGAAGAUUGGGGAGGUGACGAGCGGGUGUCCCGGGCCAAGCAUGGCUCCACUAAAUAUUGCUAUGGGUUAUGUGACGGGGGACUACUUCAAACCUGGGACCAAGGUCAAUGUCAAAGUGAGAAACAAGCUGGUGGCUGUUGAAGUCGUGAAAAUACCGUUUUUGAAGGGAAAAUAUUUUGUUCCGCCAAAAAAGUAGUGAACUGAAUUGUUUAAUCAAAAUUUUGAAAUAUAUAACUAGACAUCGCUAAAAGA
Messenger RNA from Folsomia candida, 1484 nucleotides. Its product is annotated as aminomethyltransferase, mitochondrial. The transcript has 4 exons. Bases 175 to 1428 code for a protein of 417 amino acids. Lineage: Eukaryota; Metazoa; Arthropoda; Collembola; Entomobryomorpha; Isotomidae. The record is from RefSeq and is a predicted model, not a curated record. Gene Ontology annotation, cellular component: mitochondrion. Gene Ontology annotation, biological process: glycine catabolic process. Gene Ontology annotation, molecular function: protein binding; aminomethyltransferase activity.